UAUGUAAUAAAUGAAGUAUUUUGUAAGAUGGGUAGUGUGAAAAAAAUGAACUUUUCAAAGUUUUGUGUAUAAAUUUUUUGAGUUAUUGAGUAAAGUUUGAGUCUUCGUAAAAAAAAUCAAGAAAAGAAAAAUAUAUAAGGAAACAAACAGCUUCAUUGUCAUCUCAAUAACACACUGAACCCUUUUUAGUUAUUCUUGAAAAAGGUAAAUCAAUUUUCCCAUUCAUUCCUUUCUUUCAUUUUCUCAUCAAUCAAAUCUUUACUCUUUUGUCUCUUCCUUUUGUUCAAACUUGGGUCUCUCUCUAGUUGCUAAUAUUGAACUUAUUUUCCUCUAUGUGACUUCUUGAUCCAUGUACAAGUUCAAGAAGAUAUUGGUUGUGGAUGCCACUUAGGUUUUUAUUUUAUUGGGAUUAAGAUUGGUUUAUAAAAGAAUGGUCUUUUGUGUUGAUUGAAGGGGAAAAGAUUGAAUCUUUGGACAUAUUGUGGUGAUUGAAGUGAAAAAAGAUUGAAUCUUUGGACACCAUCAUUGCUAACUUUCCUUCAAAGGUUUAUCUGUUUUCCUGGAAUGCAUGAAAUUUUCUUGUGAAUGGGAGUGAGUAGUUUUAACCAUGGAUCUCCGGGAAGAAAGCUCCAGAUUUGGCUCAUUACCAAGCACAACAUCAAGAAACCUUUCUUCUUCAUCGUCGACUUUCUUUUCUGCGAACCAGUCGCCAUUCUUCUCUCCUAGAUCACCCAAGUCCCUGGUAUCAGCAUGCUCGGAUAAUCAAUUUCGUGAUAGUGAUGUUACCUCUGCUGCCUUAGAUGCUAGUUUGGGCAUUUUAGGUCCAGAAUCAUUUGCAAAUGCUAGAUUGUCAGAUGCUUAUCCUGUUGCAUUAGCUAGUGCCGCGAAUGAUCUCCAGAAGUUGGAUUUUGUAUCUUCUUCGACGUCAAAUUCUAAGAGCACUAUAGCGAGUUAUAAUGUUGGACCUGAACAUGAAUAUUUGCGACCUAAAGGAAAGCAGAAAAAGAGUGGAAGGACGCAGGAAACUUGUGUUACUCCAACAUCGACUUCCUCCCUAUCCAACAGAGUGAGGAGCUGUGAUGUGUACAUUGGUUUUCAUGGCCGCAAACCUUUACUGCUCAGAUUCAUGAAUUGGCUCCGUGCUGAGCUAGAAAUCCAAGGUCUUAGUUGCUUUGUUACUGACAGAUCAAGGUGCCAAAAUACUAGAAAGCAUGGCAUGGUUGAGAGAGUAAUGGAUGCUUGUACAUUCGGAGUUGUGAUCUUAACCAAGAAAUCAUUCAGGAAUCCAUAUACCAUAGAGGAGCUGCGCUUCUUCGCUAGCAAAAAGAAUUUGGUACCAGUGUACUUCGAUCUGAGUCCAGAGGAUUGCCUUGUGCGAGAUAUAAUUGAGAGAAGAGGAGAGCACUGGGAAAAACAUGGUGGUGAACUUUGGCUACUUUAUGGGGGAUUGGAGAAGGAGUGGAGAGAUGCUGUCAAUGGUCUUUUGCGUGUCGAUGAGUGGAAGCUAGAGGCUCAUGAUGGCAAGUGGAGGGAAUGCAUAUUGAGGGCUGUAACUCUAUUGGCCUUAAGAUUAGGGAGGCGAAGUGUUGUGGACAGACUAUCCAAGUGGAGGGAGAAGGCAGAAAAGGAGGAGUUUCCUUUCCCUCGAAAUGAGAAUUUUGUCGGCAGAAAGAAGGAGCUAUCUGAGCUUGAGUUUCGGCUUUUUGGUGAUGUUAGUGGGGAUGCAGAGAAAGACUAUAUUGAACUAAAGGCUAGACCCAAGCGAAGGAAUUUGACAAUUAGUUGGAGUCGGAGUAAUUCAAUCAACGAAAGACGGUUAGAGCGUCCUAGUGACAACAAAAGGAAAGGGAAAGAGCCAGUGACAUGGAAGGAAUCUGAGAAAGAAAUUGAAAUGCUAAAUGCUGAAGUUUCUCAAACCCAACAGCAUGCACCAAAACCGAGGAACUCUAAGAAACAUGGAAGGCGAAACAACUCCUUGAAAGUUGUCUAUGGAAAGGGCAUUGCUUGUGUGUCUGGGGAACCAGGAAUUGGCAAGACAGAUCUACUGCUUGAGUAUGCUUAUCAAUUCCAUCAGCGCUACAAAAUGGUCCUUUGGAUUGGAGGUGAAAGCAGAUAUGUUCGACAAAACUACUUGAACUUGUGGUCGUUUUUAGAAGUUGAUGUCGGGGUAGAAAAUUCACCUGAUAAAAGCAGGAUUAAGAGCUUUGAGGAGCAAGAAGAGGCUGCUGUAGCUAGGGUUAGGAAAGAACUCAUGCGAGACAUUCCAUUCUUGCUGAUAAUUGAUAACUUGGAGAGUGAAAAGGACUGGUGGGACCAUAAACUUAUAAUGGAUUUGCUUCCCCGUUUUGGGGGUGAAACACAUGUUCUCAUAUCCACGCGCCUCUCUCGGGUUAUGAAUAUGGAUCCUAUCAAACUCAAUUAUCUGUCGGAGAUUGAGGCAAUGUCUUUGAUGCAGGGUGCUGUGAAGGAUUACCCGAUUGCUGAAAUUGAUGCCUUGCGAGUUAUUGAGGACAAACUUAAAAGACUGACACUUGGCCUUGCCAUUGUUGGAGCAAUUCUUUCUGAACUUCCUAUAAAUCCUAGUAGGCUUUUGGAUACCAUCAAUCGUAUGCCUAUGAAGGAAAUAAUCUAUAUUCGUCGGGAAAACCAUCCACUGAGGCGAAACAAUUUCCUUUUGCAACUUUUUGAAGUUUGUUUCUCAAUAUUUGACCAUGCUGAUGGACCAAGAAGUCUAGCAACAAGAAUGGCCCUUGCAAGCGGUUGGUUUGCUCCAUCACCUAUUCCAGUUUCUCUAUUAGCUCUGGCAGCUCACAAGAUACCAGAGAAAUACCCACGUCAGAGGAUGUUGAAGAAAGUUUUAUGCUCUUUAACUUGUGGUUUCACAUCAUCAUAUGCUAGAAAAUCUGAGGCAGAAGCCUCUUCACUUUUGUUGAGAUUCAACAUUGCAAGGACUUGUAGAAAGGAAGGCUACAUUCAGUUCCAUCAGCUUAUCAAAAUGUAUGCUCGAAAAAGAGGGGUCACUGGAGUUGCACAAGCCACAGUACAAGCUGUUAUUACUCGCGGUUUAAUAGCCCAGCACUCUGAGCACAUAUGGGCAGCAUGCUUUUUGCUCUUCGGAUUUGGGAGUGACCCCAUGAUAGUUGAGCUUAAAGUUUCCGAAUUGUUGUUUCUUGUGAAAGAGGUGAUUCUCCCACUUGCCAUUCGAACAUUUAUUACAUUCUCACGCUGUGCUGCUGCUUUAGAACUUCUACGGCGUUGUACAGAUGCAUUAGAAGCGGCAGAUCAGGCAUUUGUCACACCUGUUGACAAGUGGUUGGAUAAAUCCCUUUGUUGGAGACCCAUCCAGACAAGUGCCCAAUUAAACCCUUGCCUUUGGCAGGAACUUGCUUUAUCAAGAGCUACAGUGCUCGAAAUCAGGGCAAAGCUAAUGUUAAGGGGUGGACAGUUUGAUAUUGGUGAUGAUUUAAUCCGGAAGGCUAUUUUCAUUAGAACUUCAAUCUGCGGUGAGGACCAUCCAGAAACCAUAUCUGCUCAUGAAACGCUCAGUAAACUUACAAGACUCCUUGCUAGUGUUCAAAAUCAUACAUCAAAUAGAAGUUAAUUGUUGUAGUUUAGCUAGAUUUAUAGAAAGUAAUUGGAAUAAGCUGGUUUAACAGUUCAAAUGAUAGCAUUUUUUUAUAUUAAUGAGCCAUACAUCUUAUUCAAAUUCUUUCCAUUUCUUUUUGAUAUGCUAAUUUCAUUUCUAUUUUUGCUUAUGAUGUUGCUAUUCUUAUCCUGCUUCCUAUUUAUUGUUGAUGGUUCAUAUGAUAUCUUUUGCUUCCGCUUGCUGUUUGUUAGAU
Solanum stenotomum is the source of this 3839-nucleotide messenger RNA. RefSeq lists its product as uncharacterized. Bases 608 to 3601 code for a protein of 997 amino acids. The transcript has 4 exons. Gene Ontology annotation, molecular function: ATP hydrolysis activity; ADP binding. The record is from RefSeq and is a predicted model, not a curated record. Gene Ontology annotation, biological process: recombinational repair; signal transduction. NCBI's taxonomy places the organism in Eukaryota, Viridiplantae, Streptophyta, Magnoliopsida, Solanales, Solanaceae.